This is a messenger RNA of Pungitius pungitius (ninespine stickleback), 2462 nucleotides long. RefSeq names its product ring finger protein 26 (gene rnf26). Gene Ontology annotation, biological process: ubiquitin-dependent protein catabolic process; protein ubiquitination. The record is from RefSeq and is a predicted model, not a curated record. Gene Ontology annotation, molecular function: ubiquitin protein ligase activity. Bases 536 to 1885 code for a protein of 449 amino acids. Lineage: Eukaryota; Metazoa; Chordata; Actinopteri; Perciformes; Gasterosteidae. The transcript has a single exon.
AUUGGGCCAUCUGACCGGAAGAAAGUGGAGAGCUCAACCACUGCAACCAAAACAAAUAUGGCUGCCACAAUACCGGAGGUAAACACAUCGAAGCGUUUCUGUGUUCUCUCCGUUUGUCUUGCGUUAGCAGCUCAACUCCACACACGACACAUGUUUUAGACGGACCAGUCAACAAAUCCUUUUGGACCCUGUUUUCAAACGGAGAGCCAGAACGAAACCCGGAAAACAAGCGGAAGUGUCUGCCUCUCGUUUGAAACUAAACAUCCGCCGCGAUAACGUGUGUGUUUACUACGUUAGCUCGUCCCUUGAGCCGAACAAAUUCGGGGGAAAUAUGAGAAAGAACCUUCUCGUCCAUUCCGCGGACCGACUGGCUUCGUGCUGUCCCGCCUGAUUUAAACGGACGACACGAUGUAGCUAACGUUAGCUAACGCUAACGUCUGAGUAUCUCGCCCCGAGCAAGUUAACACGACAUGGACUUCACCGUGGAAAAGAGCGUAGAGCGUUGAGAGACAAACACACACACACACACGCUACCAUGGGUUUGGUGAGCUUCGUAUUCGCCACUGUGGGGAAAUGCCUGGACGCCGCCUGCUUACUGCUGGACCUGAAUUUUGUCAUCGUCCACAGCGUGGUGCGGGCCAUCCUUGCGGUUGUCACCUUUAUAAACAGCCUUCCCACCCUGCUCCUCCACUCCGUCAUGGAGUUGGGAAACCUGGCCGUGUUUUGCCUGAUGUCCGUGGCUGAGGCCACGUCCAACGUCGCCCACGGUACCGUCACCAUGCUGGGGAGCCUGGUGCUGGCUCUGGAGGGCCUCCUCGAGAGCCUGAAGAUGGUGGGUUACCUGUCCAUGCAUGUCCUGCUUCGCGGGAAGGAGCACCUGUGCCGCGGUCUGCUCUCUGUGCUGGAGGGCUGUGGCAUCGCCGUCAGCCUGGCGGUCUACUUCACCAACACUGUGGUCAACUUCGCCCUCAUUGCCACCCAGAACGUGUACAGCGUGGUGCUCAGCGUGUUGCAGACGGUGUCCAGCCCCCUGCAGACCGUGCUGGAGCUGACGCUCACCUCCAUCACCUUUCUGUACAGCAGCCUGGUCGGGACUUCUGCUUUCCUGUGGUCACCAUGUAAACUGAUGCUGGACUUUUUGGUCUCGCUGAUUCACAUGUUUGUCAGCAUCUUCAUAUUGAACAUCUAUGGUCUCCUGCUCAGUGUCACCAUCGCCCUAACCACCACCGCCUACCUGAAUCCGGAGUUGACCCGGCAGACUGCAGUGCGAAUCGGAGAUUACAUAAACCUUUUUCCUGCCUUGCACAGACUCAGUCUGGUUUACCACCGACUCGCCUCGGCCUUGCAGGACGCCCCGCUUUUUUUACGUGGUGCCAUUCGGCGCCUGCAGAGAAUAUUCUUCCACCUCUGCCUGCUGGAAAGAGGACUUUGGCAGAAGCUGUCUCGACUUAGCAGCCAGCUAGGCUUAGCUCUGAGGACGGUGCUCAGCAGGGACAACAACGGCCGGGCACGUGGCGACGGCGACCCCCGAGAGGAGAGGCGGGACCCACCAGAUGGAAGAGCAGCGGAUGGAGCCCACCAGGAGAUGCUUGACUUAGUCUUACCGUCGUCCAGCAUAGACAGACCGCUAAAUAAGCAGUCGUCCUCGCGCAAAGACGGCAAACCUCUGCCUGCUAAGAAUCUGCUGACUCUACUGAAGGAGCAGGAGGACAGGAAGAAGUGUGUGAUCUGUCAGGACUGUUCCAAGACGGUGGUGCUGCUGCCUUGCAGGCACCUCUGCUUGUGUAGAGACUGUACGAACAUCCUGUUGAGGCAGCCCAUAUAUCAACAGAACUGCCCGCUGUGUCGGCACAUGAUCCUCAACACUAUGGACGUGUAUCUAUGAAGGACCACGGCAAGGAGAUCUGUGGACGGCUGACCACGAGGAUCAGCCCAUCUGUGUCUGUGCUUAAAGUUUUACCGACACUUGACGUUAUGGAGAAUGAGCUUUGCUUCCACUAGUUUGCGUUAGAGGAUACGUUCGGUAAUCUGUGUGGUUUUUCUUGCUGUCAAUAAAUCCCACGAUAAGUCCAAGAGGAUCAACACGUCAGUCCGUCCGGUAAUACUAUCCCGCUUUUCUACUGGCACUCGGCCCCAAACAUAGUACCUUUGAGUUAAAGAUGUAACAUUUUAAAUGUUUCUCAAAAAGUGUCUCUCCAACAGUGCAAACUGUGCGAAAUGGGGUUUUAUUUGGCUUCACUCACAAUAUCUGCUCAAUCUAUUGUAGUUGAUGGAUUUAUUGGACUGAAAUAGAAAACUGGAAAAAACAAAAAACAAAAAACGCACACUGUGCCCAAUUUCUUAUGACAAUCAACAACUUAACUAUUGUAAUAUAUUAAUAGUAUACUGUUUUACAGUCUGUCGUUUAUAUAAUCAACAUGUAUAACUGUUUCAACUAAGGAAAUAGGAAAUAAUGUGAAUAC